Messenger RNA from Funneliformis mosseae, 1479 nucleotides. NCBI's taxonomy places the organism in Eukaryota, Fungi, Glomeromycota, Glomeromycetes, Glomerales, Glomeraceae. The record is from the annotation of a GenBank genome assembly.
AUGUGCAUGAAUCAAAUUUAUUCCCUAAGGGAAUUGGCCUUUCCUCAUUUGGUAAGAUACAUUCCCUUUACAACUUACCCUGGGGCGACCGACUGUUUGAGAAACCUUUCAGAAUUAAGCUGUAGUUCAAACAUUUAUUCGGAAUUCUUUUAUCAGUUAUCACACAUUUGUCACGAAAUACAAUCUUUGAACAUCACUUUCAAUAAUGUCAUUUCGAACGGAUUGAUACAAUUAAUUACCGUUCAAAAGAAUUUGAAGUAUUUGACAUUCGAAGGGUUUGACGAUUUAGAAAUGGUGAUUCCUUUAUUAACGAAACAUUCCACAAAUUUAAUGGAAUUAAAUCUUUAUGGUCAUCUUCCUAUACCUUUGUCAUUUAUCGCUGAUUACACCAACCUACGAGAACUCGUAUUAUCUUUUGAUCGUCAUUAUGGUUUUGAAAAUUUUGAAAUUUUACAAGAUGUUUCCCUUCCUCGAUUACAAAUUUUGAAAUUUUCAUACGGGGGUUCCAAUCAAGAUUAUUUGAUUAAAUUUUUGGAAUGGAAUGGAAAGAAUUUAGAAGAAUUUACCGUUGAUGGUAUUAAUAAUGAUUCGAUAAAUUUGGCUGUAGCCAAAUUUUGUCCAAACCUGAAAUCUUUAUUCACCGUAUUUUUGAAAAAUGAAAUAGAAACGUUAAAAAUAAUCUUUAACACUUGUCAACAGUUGGAAUGUAUUAGGGUUUGGUGUGGUGGUGAAUAUCUACCUGAAGACGUUUUAUUGAAGGUUGUCGCAAAUCAUUCCCCCCCAAAAUUUCAUGAAUUAAAAAUGAAUUAUGAAUGUAAAGGAAAGCGACUCUUUAUAAACUGGAAAUAUCAAAAUAAGGAUCAGAAAAAUAAAAUCUUGCCUUAUUAUGAACAAGAAGAUGAACAUGAACAGUUGAAUGAAUGGUUGAAUCAGGAAUGGUGGAUUCGAAAAAGAACCGAACGGUUGUCGUUGUUAAAGAAUCGAAACGAAAAUGAAAGGUCGAUGGAUCGAAAUGAAAUUGUACGAUCGGAUGAAUUGAUAAGUCGGUCAAUCGGUCUAAAUAGAAGAAAUGAACGGUUUAAUGAACGGUUGAAUGAACGACGGUUUGGUGACUGGACAGAUCGGUCGAUAAGUAUAGAAAGAAGAAACGAUUUGUUGAAUGAACAGUUUAAUGAAAGAUUGGUAGAAUGGACAGAUCGGUCCGUGGGUCAAAAUACAAAUGAGUGGUCAAAUGAACCGACACUUCGAGAUGAAAAUGAUAAGAAGCUUAAUCCUAAAGAAGAAUUAGAGUCCUUUUUUACAAAUUGGACAAAUCGUGUACCAAAAAAAUCAUUUUCUUUGAUUUUUAUCAGUCAGAACUGUUCAAUCACAACAAAGUUGGAGGUUAAAAAGGGUAGUGUUGAAGUAAUUGAAAAAUAUAAAGAGUUGGGCGUCAUUAAAAAGUUUGAAAUUAUUGACUUUUAUGAUUUUGAGCUAUAA